AUGACUGAUUACCACCAUUUCGCAGACCAAAUUACGCUUGAAAUGUCAAACUUUGUCUUCUUCUUGUCUUGCGUUGUCUGCUUCGUGAUGCAAGCCAUUAACUUGUUCUUGCGGGAAAAAGUACUUGCUUUUUUAAUUCGCGGUCUUCCUUCCGUUGCAAUCCACAAGAAAGGCAACAAUAUCCAGAAAAAAAGCGACAACAAUAACAACAACAAGGACAAUAAUAAAGACAACAGCAACAACAAUAACAACAAUACCAACAACAAAAAGAUCAACAUCAACAACCAAAAAAGCAAUGAUCACGUUGGCUGGGCUCCUCUUUGUCCUGUCCCCGCCAGUGCUCCUUCUGUGGUAGAGCAAACUGGAAAUUGGGUUUUCUCCCUUCUUCCAGCCCCUGUCCCCCUCUCUCCAUUCCGUAUGAGCACCGUUUGUUUGUCUUUGGACCGCGCUUGUUCUUUGGGUGCUCCGUGCACUGCUCUGGGGUAUUCGCUCGUCGCCUCACCCCAACAAGAAAGAGGUAGGAGUACGGUUGGUUCGUUCCUUUGGACCUCUUGUGUUGUAACCCUGGCACCGGAAUUAAAAACAGGUAGUGUUGCUGUUGACCGCUGGGCUUUGGUGUGUCAAACCAUCACCAAGGCUUGGUUGUACAAGAAUUCUUUGUCUGUCGGUUGUUCGGUUCUGGUAGAAGUCAGAGCAGCUGAAAAUAUCUGGGUUGCUCCCGUCGCUGCUCCCGUCGUUGCUCCCGUUGCCCCUGUUGCGUUUGUUGCUCCCGGUGCUUACGUCGCUCCCGUUGCGCCUUUUUCUCCCGUCGCUCCCCCUUUGCCUUUUUCUUUUGUUGCUCCUCUUGCACAUUUUUCUCCUGCUGCUCCCGUUGUGCCUGUCUGUCCUGUUGGUCCCGAUGUGUCUGUUUCUCCCGUUGCUUUUGUUGCUCCUGUUUCGCCUCCUUCCACAGAAAGUUUGCCUUCGUCUUUUUCUUGUCCGUCUUUGGGAACAGACGAUAUGGAAAUUGAUUCUGUUGUGGCUGGUGUUGGGUCUUUUUGGUCUUUGACCUUUUCGUCGUCUUCUUUCUUGUUUCCUCUCUUGGAACAAGACUAUGAGGUUUCGCCUUCUGUUGUUGUUGCUCAGGCACUUGCGCCUUUUGCUGCUGGUGACUCUUUGUUGUCCCGUUCUGUUCCUUUGUCUCCUUGUGCAACGGAGCUUGCUUUGACAGGUGAAAUUGAUCUUGAGGAGGUCAACCAUGUCUCUGCUGUAGGUAGUGCGGUUGCUCCUGUUGCUCCUUUUGUGCCUGUUUCUGACGUUGCUUUCGUUGUUCCUGUUUCGCCUUCGUCUCUCUCUUGUUCUUCUUUGGGAGGUGACAAUAUGGAAAUUGAUCCUGUUGUGUCUGGAGUUGGCUCUUUCUGGUCUUUGACCUUUUCGUCGUGUUCUUUCUUGUUUCCUCUCUUGGAACAAGACAAUGACGUUUCUCCUUCCGCUGCUGUUGCUCGGGCCCUUGCGCCAUUUGCUGCUGGUGGCGCUUUGUUGUCUGGUUCCUUGUCUUUGUCUCCGCCUCCUGUCGAGCCUUCUUUGGCAGAUGAUAUGGAUUUUGACGAGGUUGAACCUGUCUCUGCUUUGGGUUGUUCGCGUGAUCCUGUUGCUGCUCGAGAUGGUUUGUGUGGCUUCUGGUCUGACUCCUCUUUUUUUUGGGCGGCGGACGAGCCACAUUACGCCGAGUUUGAUUCUGUCGUGCCUGUCGGGGCAGACUUUGGAUUUUCUGGUUGUUCUGGAGGUAGUUCUGGCUUGUUGGUUUCUCUGGGGGCUUCCCAAAACCUCGGGAAAAGGAAGUUGUCUGAGGUGGGUUUCGGUUCUUCGGACCUUGAAACCGAUGAUAAGAGAAGGAAGACGUCUGGUGCUGCUGUGUUGAGAGGUUCUUCUUCUUUGGGAUUUCAAAUGGCGGGAGCCAGAAGAAAAUCUGCCCGUCGUUCUUCUGGUAUGGGUAAUGAUCCCGAUUCCGAACCCCAAGGUGAACCGAAAGCUGGUCCUUCUUCUCUCGCGAGCCUCUCCCGCAUGACUCGUCAACCUAGUGUUGCACGAGUCAACCGGGUACGGGAUCGUCGAGAGUUGAAGGACUUUUUCGACACCUUGGAGGAGGAAGAGGAAGAACUCUUGAUCCAGGAGAACGAGGGUAAAAAGCCCUUAUCCGUUCGUGAGCGUCUGCUCAAAAAAUAA
Molecule: messenger RNA, 2205 nt
Organism: Mucor mucedo
Lineage: Eukaryota; Fungi; Mucoromycota; Mucoromycetes; Mucorales; Mucoraceae
Exons: 3
Coding region: 1-2205 (734 amino acids)
Source: RefSeq, a predicted model, not a curated record